Messenger RNA from Argentina anserina (silverweed cinquefoil), 739 nucleotides. RefSeq names its product protein EIN6 ENHANCER. NCBI's taxonomy places the organism in Eukaryota, Viridiplantae, Streptophyta, Magnoliopsida, Rosales, Rosaceae. The transcript is spliced from 4 exons. Bases 82 to 453 code for a protein of 123 amino acids. Gene Ontology annotation, cellular component: Ino80 complex. Gene Ontology annotation, biological process: chromatin remodeling. The record is from RefSeq and is a predicted model, not a curated record.
AACCCAAACAACUCCAUAGUGUUGGAAAGACAAGGCGGGGCAACAAAACCAAACCCUUCCAAGCAACUCUUCAGAUAAAAAAUGGAGCAAGAGGUGAUUCAAGCGGAGCUGGUGUUGCCGAGCAAGCUGAGCUUCAAGAGGGUUCAGAUGAAUGAGAAGUACCCAAAAGGCCAACCCAGAGGGAGAUGGAAGCAUCUCAAGCAGAUCAUUCAGGCUGAGAAUUACCAGAAUUACCCUCCUGAUGAACCCAAUUAUGUUAAUAUAGAGUCACCACCAUCUAUGCAUCCAUGCAAGAGAAUUUGUGAUAUAACAGGAUAUGAGGCACCUUACUACGAUCCAAGGACCAACCUGCGUUACGCCAAUGCAGAAAUCUUCAAGCAAAUAAGAUCCCUUCCCAAUGAAUAUGUUCAAAGAUACCUGGCCCUCAGAAAUGCUGCUGUGGUUUUGAGGUAGAAUCCCUUAUUUUUCAGCCGCAGAAGGCAUCAGAACUCACAUUCCCUAAGUUUGAAACAAGUGGCGCAUGCAUAUGUUGUCAAAGUAUUGGAUAUGUAAAAAUAGUAUUCAAGUUGCGCAUGCAUAUGUUGUUGUACGCAUCUUACUUGCUGAGAGGAGUACCUCCUGACAGAAGCAAGUGGCCCAUAUAAAAGCAUUCAUGAUUUGCAGUGAAGUCAUCUGUUGCGCACACUCAAUGCCAAUAAUAAUAAUUCACCAUAGAUGUCUCUUUUUUACUUUUAUGUUA